UGUUUUUAAUAACAUGUUAAUUAUUAUCUGAAUGUGAAACAAAGAUUUUUUGCUUAUGUCAGUGAUGUUGAGUUAUUGAAGAAUUCCCGGUUGACUUCAGACUGUUAUUAGUAAAAAUAUAGCCAUAGUUAGAGACUUGAAGUUAAAACUGAUAUACAAUAAUAUAAUGUCUCCUCCCGUUUCUAAAGAUGAUGUUGUGGACUUAAAAGAUGAAAUUCUCAGCAAUCAAAACAUGUUGAAGGAUUAUCUGCAGUUUAAGUUUGAUAGACUUGAAUCUGAUUUAAAUGUAAUAGUAAAAAAAAUCGAUCUCAUGAAAGCAGAUCAGGACAAAAAUAUGUCUGCGUUGUUGGAAGAAAAUGCUCAGCUGAGAACGAAAUUUGAUAUUUUGCUCAAUAGAAUGAACAAUUUGGAACAAUACAACGGAAAGCAUAAAAGUCAGAAUAUAUCUAGUGUCUUCAAUGUAAGGGGAAAUUUCAACUCGGAAGCGCAAGCUGAUAAUGCUGAUGAUAGGUUUUGUCAAGGAAGAAGAGAUAAGUUUCGUCAGGGAAGAAGAAUAGUAAUUAAAGAUAAUAAACAUAACUCAUCAGGAGACUUCAACUUGUUUAAUCGCAGAGAAAAUAUGAACAAGCCUGUUGGAUCAAAAGGUAAACAGAAUAGAUGUACUGUUGAAGAUAGAAAAGAGAGUUUUAUAAAAGAUCCUGCAAAGCGAGACAAGCAUGAAGGUGCAGUAAAGAAUUAUACUGGAAGGGGUAGUGUUCCCUCAGCUGUAAGUAUAUUUGAAGAAUUUAUUCUCAAUAAGGACUACAAAGAAGUUUGUCUGUGUAUUGAACUAUACGUUGGACCCGAAGACAGGAAGAAUUUGAUCAAGCAAAUGAUUGAUUACACGUUUUCUGCAAAAUCAAGCAAUUUCCAUGAAUUGGGACUACUUCUAGUUAAAUUUGUAGUUUCAAACGUUGUGGCUUCUACUGUCAUCAUAGAAAUACUUCAUGAGUACUUGGAUGACACUAUAAAAUAUAAGGCAUGGAUUGAUAUUCCAAAAAUUUUUCAGUAUUUUUCUGAAUCUCUUUUUCCACUCAUUCGAUACUGUAUUGUAGGUGUGAGUGAUUUGUCUAAAAUGUAUCAAACUCAUAUAGAUACUGCUGGCCAGAACAUUAAAAAGUUUGUAACGGUUCUUAAAAAUUUGUUGACUGAGAAAUUUGGUAAUAAAUGGGUGAGCACAAAGUUUGGACACUUGGACCUUGAAGUUGACAUGCAGAAUGAUAAUGACAAGGAAGAUAUACAAUUUGUUUUGUUUACAAAUGAUACUCCAGACACAAAAGGAAUGUCAAUGAAUGAGCUGCAAUCUAAACUUGUUGAUUUAAUUCAGAAUAAUGUGACAGGUGAGGAUCUUCAUGAAUGGAUUCAAAUUCAUGUUGGUAAUGAGGUACUCAAACCUGAUUUUAUAAAUGUUUUGACAACAGCAAUCUGCAAUGUUUCAUUUGAUUUAUUGAAAAAGCCUUACACCGAAGCCAAACUAAAAAAUUAUUCAAGCCUGUUAAGGAAGUAUGUCACUAUUCCUGGCAAUCACAAUCUGGAUGUUGCGUGUCUGAUGUCAGUUGCUGAUUUUGUGCAUAAAUUAGGACGUCCUGAAGGGCUAUUGUCGAUGAUUUUCAAGUUUCUGUGGGAUACUAGUCUUAUCGAAGAUGAAGCUUUCAUUACUUGGAAACAUUGUGAGGGUGUGAAGCGGGAAAAUAGCAAAUUACUCGAGUCUCUUGAGUCAUUCUACACUCGAAUCAAUGUUUAGGAUUAAACAUAAAUGCCUAUAGCCUUCUAUUAUCCUUUGCUCAGUUCUGUUAUGUGAAGAUUAUUAUAUAAGGAUAGUAAUAAUAAUUAAUCAAUAUAUUUUCAGCUCAGAAUAAAAAAUUCACAACCCUCAACCAUGCUCAAGUAAUCACAUAAAAUUACUACUCCUAAUAAUUAAUCAAUUUAUCUUGGAAUAAUCAUCUUAUUUGACACUCAUUGCUCAUGUGGACUAAUAAUUCGUUUUUAUUUUUUAUAUUGUCUUAAUUUGUUGUCUUUUAAAAUAAAACUUGUGAUUCAUUUAUUCCUUUAUUGUCGUUAGUUUGUUCCUAUUAUGUUCUCUCUUUCGAAACUAGAAAACUGUAGAUACUUAUUCUCCCAAUAGGUAACAUUACAAAAGUAUAUUUUUCAAUUUUAUUCAAAUCCAAUCAAUUAACAACUUGUAUUAUACAUUAUUAUAAGUACCGUAGGCCUAGUAUACGUUUUUGUAGAUCUCUCUAUUUCUGCUUUAAUUUCAAUACUGUUUUUAAACAGUUUCUUGAUUCUAUUCU
This is a messenger RNA of Nilaparvata lugens (brown planthopper), 2330 nucleotides long. RefSeq lists its product as uncharacterized. Bases 167 to 1783 code for a protein of 538 amino acids. The transcript has 2 exons. Gene Ontology annotation, molecular function: protein binding. The record is from RefSeq and is a predicted model, not a curated record. NCBI's taxonomy places the organism in Eukaryota, Metazoa, Arthropoda, Insecta, Hemiptera, Delphacidae.